AUGGCGUCCGAUCGAAAGAAAUUCUCGGCGUCCGAUAAGGGCAAAGCUAUUCGGAUCGAUCCUGACCCUUCGAAGGCUCCAUCGAUCGGUCCGAAAUUGAUGAGUUCGGCUAUUAGGGCUCACCGAAUCGUUCCGACUAGGGUGGAUUCCCGAGAUUCAGAUCGCGCCGCUGAUGGAGUGUUGGGGGAAGAAGAGAUUAGUCGCCGUGGGGAGAAAGAUGGGCAGGGAGUUGCGCUUAAAGAGAAAUCGAUUGCGACGGGUAACACCAUCGAUCGCUUCGUGUCCAUGAGUCGAUCCGAUCGAUCGAUCCCCUUUCGUUAUUGCAGCGAUGGAUCGAUCGCACAGUUACCAGACAUUGCCCCAGAACUUUGUCGUCCGUCUGUCGUCGAAGGACAAGAUUGGAGAGAUGUCAGCCCGACCAAGUCUACUCGGGAGAGCGUUCGUUCUUUGCUGAAAAGGUUAAAGGCGAGAGAUGUAAUCUUCGUCGUUCCAAGGCCUGAUCAACGACCAUGGUCGCCGCCGAUUGGGUACUACUGUGUUUAUGAAUCUCUCUUUGGUAGAGAAUCCCAACUGUGGUUUCCCAUUCCUCGUUUGAUUACUGCCUAUUGCGCCCGGCGUGACAUUGCUUUGACCCAGCUGAUGAUUGGUGCGGUCAGAAUCGCGGUUGCUUUGAUGGUGAUGGCAGCGGAGGUAGAUAUUUCGAUGUCUGUUCGGGCUUAUGAGGAGUUAACGCAGACGCAACCUAGACCGAAUGGCUUUUUCGCGGUUCAGAUGCGGGCUUCGGUUAAUGUCUUAACUGGUCAUCCAUCGGGAUCCAAACAGUGGCACCGUUCUUAUUUUUAUGUUAAGGCAGACGAAGCGGCCUUUGAAGAACCUCCCGGGAAAGACUUUAGGGUUUUGUGGAACCGCCGUCUCGUUAUUCAUCCAAACACUAUCGGACCGCCGGACAACAUGUGGGAGGAUUUGCCGAAGCUCGUUACACUCAGUCAAGAAAGGUGGGGAGAUUUCGAUUGCAAGCGGAUCGGUCGCCAGAAGGAACGGAUUCGCAGAGUUGAUUGGGAGAUCGGGAACGUUCCGUGCGAAGAUACGAAAGGGAAACGCCUGCCACUUCCGCUCAUGGGGAUUGUCCCGAAAGUGUACCCAAACUACAAAGACAUCCUUAAGGCUCAACUAGGGAGUGAGAGCCUGCAUUCGAUGACUUCUCAAGAAGGGAAGGAAGACGGUGAAGUUCGUUCCGAUGAGGGCGUUGUGAAGGAUGCAUCGGCUGGAGAGGCUGGGGCGCAGGUCGACGAUGCCGCGGCGGAAGGAUCGAUCGGUAAAGAGGAUAUCGAUCGCCCUUCGGAGAAGAGGAAGAAGAAAAAGAAGAGAUCUUCGAAGAAGACAACGGUCCGCCUAGAUGGAGAAGAGAGACUUGAAACUGAGUCUGGCUGUGGCGGAGACGAGCGUCUGGAGGACGAAGUUCGUGAAGAAGGUGCGACGGAGGUUUUGUUGGAUCAGACUGAACCGUCGAGGAUGAAAAGGAAGGGAGCGAUCGAUGGAGGCUUGGAAGAGCCUACUAGGAAGAGACAGAAAGAGUAUAGCGAUGAAGACGUCCUUCCGCAAGCAGUGACUCAACCGACUCCGCGCAGCGUUCCAUGGGGUGGGCGUGAUCCCCCGUCGAAAAAGCCUCCCGUGGCUCCAUCUGAGCAUUUGACUUUUAGAUACAACAAAGACGUGCCGUUUGUCAACGAUCACGAAGCUUGCGCCGAACUGUCUCGUCAGGUUAGAGGCGGUGCUCGUUUGAUGCCAGAGGUCUCUGAACUUGCGUUUCCGGAUAGAUUUGCCGAGUCGGCCCAUGCAGACACAGUGGCCUUGGCUCGGAAGAACGUGCUCAUAUUCGAGUAUGAGAUGGCCUUGCGGAAGAUGGCGUCUGAUCUUGCUAAGGCGGAGGACGCGAUCAAGAGGAGAGAUUCAUUGUUCGACAAGACUAAGAAAGACGUCCUUGAGAAGGCCACAGAGUUGGUCAACACGAAGAACCGUCUUGAUCGCGAGCGCCAAGAGGAUAUCGAUAGAGCCAAGGCGUUAGAAGGAGAUUUGGAGAAUGCUAGAGCUAGGAUUACCCAAUUGGAGCAGGAAAAGGUCGAGGAGGCGGAGAGAGCCAAAAAGGAGAUGGAUCGCCUAAGGGACUCGCGCCUCUAUGAAGUCAAAUGCGAAAGGGAACGUGUCACGGCUUCGGCGGCAAAACGCUUCGCAAAGUUCAAGAAGUACAUUGCCGAUCGAGAUAUAAGGGAAGGGAACCUUUUUCUUCAUGGCCAAGCCUUCGGGACCGUGGAUUCGAUGGAUUUGUUGAAGGAAUGGGGGCUGAAGAUCCCACAGAAAUUACGGGAUAUCCUUGCUGUCAAUGAAACCGCAAUCAAGAAGCAACUUGACGAUUGCGUGGUGGAAAAAAUCACUGAGAAUGACUUUGAGCUUUCUCCUCUUCGAUCGGACCCGGCUCGUGACGUCGAUGAUCCUUUCGGUUCAAACGUAGGAUCGAUCAAUUCGGAGGUUAUGGCGUCUCUUCGAUCUUCUCUUGAGGAAGAUGUUGCCUUAGGUGCUGCGAGCCAGUCGAUCGAGCGAAAGGACUUCUCUGCGGACUUAGAUCAAGACGAUGAGACUUCUAUUAAGGGACGCGAGGCUGAUGGCGUGAAAGGAGCUGGAUCGGGGGGAGAUCGUGUUGCUGGGACUGCACAAGUGUGA
Messenger RNA from Raphanus sativus (radish), 2718 nucleotides. Its product is annotated as meiosis-specific protein ASY2-like. Bases 1 to 2718 code for a protein of 905 amino acids. The record is from RefSeq and is a predicted model, not a curated record. Lineage: Eukaryota; Viridiplantae; Streptophyta; Magnoliopsida; Brassicales; Brassicaceae. The transcript has 4 exons.